Molecule: messenger RNA, 3132 nt
Organism: Micropterus dolomieu (smallmouth bass)
Lineage: Eukaryota; Metazoa; Chordata; Actinopteri; Centrarchiformes; Centrarchidae
Exons: 4
Coding region: 269-1465 (398 amino acids)
Source: RefSeq, a predicted model, not a curated record
AUGAAACUUCUGCUGUGGUGUUGCCAUGAGUGAUUACAAGCUACAAAGAAAGUGAAAUGUUCUAACAGUUUCAUUGUGGGAGGUUUUACCGUGACUAUAGGUAGAGAGUCUGUUUACGUUCCCCUUUUGUCAGGGCAGCUUUAACCAUAACUGUUUCUGAACAUAGGAGUAUACUGUAACACUACAUGGGCCUCUAAAGGAACCUGAUCUGAUAAUUAAACCCUCUUGAGCCUCCUCCCUCAACUAGAGAGAUAAAAUUUCAGUGAAGAUGGACCCAUCUACUAGGAUGGUGGGUUUGGAUGCCCAGGGGAACAUGGUUUUCACAGUGGUAAAACCAGUUAUGGGCAUCUUUCAGGUGUCUUCAGAGCAAACAGGUAGUGUUGCCCAAGGGGGAAUUGGGCUGCAGGGUUUGUCUGAAAACACCUUGAUCCUCCCUCAAACACAUGGCCAGGCUCCGCUAGAACAGAACCAGGUGGAAAUGCACAAUGUACAGCCUCACAUUCAGGCCCAGAUGCAGGUUUCUGCCCCAGUCCAGGCUGAGGAUGUGUCCCAGAAUCAGGACCCACCACCAAACUCAAGCACAAAUUCAGAGUCUGCAUCCAAUAUGCCUUUUGCAGAGGUGUCAUCACUCCUGGAUCCCAACAUGAAAGGAUCUAAGGCUCGGAAGUAUCUCAUCUCGUAUGAUGAAAUUAAACGUCGCCUGCAGGCCCCGGAGAAGAUGUCCCUGCGCUCUUUGGCAGCCUACACUCGGGUCAGCAGAGGCCCGGCCAGCAAGAAAACACUACUUGAGUCACUCAAUGUACUCGGCCUCACGCCAAGCACAACUACCUCUGUAUCCUCCUCCUUCUCCAAACUCACUGAAGGCGACACAGGAGCUUUGUGUAACGAUAUGAAGGACUUUGCCCAUGACUACAUUGACUACAGCAACAUGGCUAAACAGCUCAUCCCCGACACGAAUACAGUUCAACACUGGUCCAAAAUUAUUGAAACAAAGAACCACCUUGAGGAUAUGAGAAAAUGUUUCAAGGACCCAGUCAAUAGCGGCGCAUUUGACAACGUCACUCAUGGUCUGGGUCUGGGAAUGUUGAACGUUGCACUGGACAUGGUCGUUAUGGUAAUUGAACAGCAGAUUCGGAUCCUGUCUGGCGCAGCUGCAUCAGAUCCAGCUGACUCUGGUCCGCCAAUGCGGCGUAUUCGCAGGCGCCACCGCAAAACCUGCUCAACUGACCAUGAGAAGUCUGUCAAGGGGCCUGGGGGGGUCAAUGAGCAAGGGAAGGUCAUUUCAAAAGGCAAGGGGCGAGGCAGAGUCAGGAAGAAGAUAAGGCAGGAAACUGGAGCUGCUGGUCCUGUGGAAACCCAUGCAGAGCAGUGCAAGCCAGAUGACGUGGAGAGUAAUGUACUUACCCUGGUUUCUGUUGGAUAUGAGACUGUUUCCAGUGGCCUCAAUGUAGCUGGAACUGUUUGACACCUGGUCAAAUGAUGGGUUUAAAGAACCAAACAUAGUCCCUUUCAAAGGGCUACUGAGUGAUGGCACACAGUCUCUGCGCAAGUUGCUGGGUUGAGCUCCUGUGAAGGAGAUCACACUUGUGGGGAGCUCAGCAUCAAGGUAUAAAGUCACAUGUUCAAGUCCAAUUUAAAGGAAUAGUUCGACAUUUUGGGAAAUAACACGUACUAGCUUUCUUACCACGUAAGAUGAGAAGAUGGGUAUUACUAAAAAAUAUGUAGCUAGUCAAUUACAACUGUCAAAAAAAAUUCAGCAACUCUAAAGUUCACCAAUUAACAUCUGUAUAACGUGUAAACAUUUGUAGUGGUUUUGUGGGUGGGGUGGGGGGUUAUGCGCCUGACUAUUUCUUGGCCGUAAAACGUUAAAUCUUCGUAUAUAUACUUUGGUUUUUAUACUUCUAAAACAAACAACAUAGAAUGUGUGCACUUGUGAGCUUCAGAGGUGCUGGUAGGCAGAUUUUGUUACCUGGACCUGGACUACAGCCUGAUCGAUAAAUUGGUGUGCCAAUAUUAAUGGCUGAUAUGAACUAAUUGCAGAUAAAUCAGUGUCGGUGUUAUAACAGUUAAUUACAAAAAGUAACAGAAGACGGAUCCUUCAAUCAUGUAUUAAGUUAUCAUUGCAUAGUUAUUCCACCAGAGGGCACUCUGCAAUCUGCUGUUGGGAGUUUGGAAAGCCACAAAUCCACCACACCGUACUUUUGUUCAGUACUAUUUUUUAAAAGACAUUUUUGGCCUUUUUUGCCUUCAUUUCCGAUAGGACAGCUGGAAGAGAGACAGGAAAUGAGGGAGGGAGAGAGAGACAGAGAGGAGAUGAUAACCAGCAAAGGGCUGCGGACUGGACUUGAACCAGGGCCACCAAUAGAAGGAUAUGGAGCGUGUGCUCUACCAAGUGAGCUAACUGGAACCCUUCAUAACAACUUAAAAAAAAUUUAAACCUCAUCAUGUCAUGUUAUGUUGGUGAGGUCUCAUAACUACACAUAACAAAUGUUAGUAUAACCUUUGUUUAUUUUAUAUCGACUAAUACAUCAGAGUAACAAAUUUUAAAAUCCUCAAAUAUCAAAAUCAGUAUCUGCCAUAAAAGGCCCAUAUCGGUCAGACUCUACUUCGGACACAUCAACACUAACUGUUUCCUCGUGUUUCCAGACUUUAAGCUAAGCUAACUGGUUGCUGCUACACAUUUGCCUUACAGAAAUAAGAGUGGUAUCAAUCUCCUCGUGUUACUCUUGGCAAUAAGGCAAUAAAGCAAUUAAGCGCGUUUCCCAAAAUGUCAAAGUAUUUCUUAAAGUGAAUUCUCUGUUUCUUUAGUAGCAGAUUUUGUAUCAAUGUAGUAUAACUGAAUCCAACCAUAUAUUAUUUUUUUAUGCUAUCAGCGAGCAGAUAAAAUCCCCACGGUAUGUAUAGAUUUAAACAUGUUGAACACUGAGAAAACCAUGCACAGGUACAGUCCAUAAUGUAGAACAGCUAAUAUCAGAGGUCUGUGUUAUAUCUUUUGCUGGUGGUACAAUGUCUCCUGUUUUCCUGUUGUAUUUAUUGUUUAGAUUUCCAGUUAAACAUCUAACGUUCUGUACUAGAUUGUUGAAAUGUCUGUUACUGCAAGAGUUGAGUAAAAUAUAACGAUUUAAUUUUUAA